GCGGUGGGCUGGGGCUGGGGGGCAAGCAGGGCAGGGUCUCCAUCAAAAGCAAAGGCUGGGGCUGAAAACCAGCAAAAUGCAUCUGGAUUGGAGUCGUUUUCAUGAAAUGUGUCCAGAUAUUUGUACACAGAUUCUGUAUUUCUGCUGCUGCUGUUUCCCAAGGGGUUAAUUAAGCAGCACUUUUUGACUGGUGGGAGGAAGAUGAAGGUAACUGAAUAGAGAGACAUGUGAGCCCUGGAGAGCCCCAGUUCCACCCGGCCUGGGAUGCUGAGCGCCCUGGCAUGCCUCGGUCCUGCCUCAUGUACCAUUUCUUCCUCCAUCCCCCUCCUAUUUUUCCACUUGACACCUCCCUAGGAUCCCCAAAUAGACCUGAAAGUUCAGGAAGUUUGCAUGAAAAAAAAAAAAAAAAGCAGCAAGCUGGCAGUUAUUCCACAUUAGUCUGCAUAAACUGUCCUGACUGUGCUGCUGGAUUUUCCUUAAUGUGUCCUCGUUUUUCCAGUUGUGAGUGAUUGCUCAAGGGAUCUCCUGGCAGAGAGGACUCAGGUUCACCCUUCACAGCCCGCUCAUCUCUAAGGCAUAUGCAUAAAAAUAUGGGUGUGGGUCUGCUCCUCUUCAUAAAGACAAAUUAAAUGUGCUCACACAGUGCCGGGCACAGGCAGCAGAGCCAAAGCGUGUGGCUGUUUAAUAUUCAUUGGGCGUAGAUGUAAAAGUUUUCUUUUCUAAAAUAGCCUUGCACAGCGCCAUGCUGCUCUGUUUUCUCUAAACCUCGGCAGGAGGCUGGAAUUUAACAUUUCCUUUGAUUGUCUCCCCAGCUUACACUGGCUUAGCCGAGAAGCAGAAGGCCCUUGCUAGGUGUAAAACCUGCUUUGAGAGCAGAUCCUGGCGCUUUAUUUGCAGUUUUCAAUUCGGUAGUCUGCUGAGACAGAACAAAGUCUUUGAAGCAUCAACUCGGGAACAAGAAAUUUUGCUUUUGUUUUCAAACAGGAUGUGUUUCUGUGGUAGCUGUGCAUCUAUUUGUGUGUUAAGUUUUAAGAGGAAAAGUAGUUCUCCCUGUAAAGUUUUGGUGGGUAGAUUCACGGAUCUCUUUGGCAACUCUUCCUAUUAAUUGAGUGCAGUUUUCUUCACAAUCUCAAUUAUACCUUAGAAGAAAAAAAAAAGGAGAACGCGGUCCCAGUUGGGUCCACAGCAAUUAAACCACCAUGAAAUAUGUUUCAGUAAGUUAAACUUGAAAGACCCCAGCCUUUCUCCUUGUUGAGCGGGAAGCUGUGGUAGUACUGGGUGGGCUGGCCCACUCCAGCUCGGGGAAGAUACCAGCGGGGAAGAGCUCUCCCAGGAGCACGGGGAGGUGGUGGGAGCAUCCCCGAGGCAUGGGGGAAAUGGGGGGCUCGGGUGCCAACCCCCCCCGGGCUGUGGCCCAGGGACUCUGCCCAGGGACCCGGGAGCUGGCGCGGGCACCGCCGCGGCAGGGGCUCUGGGCUGUGGCGUCGGUGCGGGCGUAGGGAGAUCCGUUAUCUACACCAGGUGUCAAUAAUGCAUGGGAGGGCAAUGUUUCCGUCCCGCUGUGGAGGGAUUUGGGUGUCAAAGGCGCGGAGGGGCGGUGGUACAGCAGCCCACGCCCGCCGGCGCCCCGGCACGGAGGGGCAAGGGGAGCGGCUGGGCCGUGGCCGCUGAGCAGCCCUCGGGCAAGCGAAAAUUCUGCGGGGCGGCAGCACCGGCACAGCUGUACCCGUGCCAGGGUGAACUCCCGGCGGGCAUCUGCAGACAGUUCGAUGCCGAGCAGCCGAAGCCAGUUAGUGGGAAGGCUGGUUAAUUCCAGCAGAGAAUAUCCCACCUUGUUUGUGUAUUCGUCUCUUUGUCGGGUGCAGCUUUCACGUUGCAAUUGGGAUUCAGCUGAGUCCAUCUUGUGGAUUACCUGCCAUCACAGUAUUUUCCUUUACAUGGUUGCAUUUACUUGACGACCGCAGGGGUAUUUCCCUCUUCCCUGUAGAGGUUCUUACUGAUUUACCUGUGCCCAUACCUAAACUAACUGGAUAUUAUUAGGGAGCUCUGCACUCAUUCAGCACCCCCCCAGCAUGGCAUGGCCUCUUUUAUCAGCUCCAAAACUCUAUUGCCUAAAUUAUUCAGAAUUCCUGCUUUUGCUUCAUUUCUUCUCCAAAGCUGAGCACACAUUGGAGGGCACUAAAAACAAAUGGUUUUGCUGAAAACUGAAUGUAAUUUUUAAAGGAGGUGGCUCCCAUCCCUUUUGCCUGUGCAAAGGAACACUGAGCCCUGUCCUUGCACACCCUGUUACCUGCGUCACUCAGCCGGAGUAAGGGGCUCAGUGGCACUGCAGGGGCUUGGCUUCAAGGAAGAAAUGAGUGGCAAAAGUAGCAAAACUCUGAAAAAAUCCCAGUUGCCCACCUGCAGCUUCUAUCUUCACAUGUUUUUUUUUAUUUAAAAAGAAUUGCAGAAAUCACCCACGGCCCUGAGCAGAGGGUCCCAAGGAUGCCCUGUUAGCGCUGGCCAGAUCCUCCUGGGCCUCCUGCUUGAGAUGCAGCAAUCUUUCCAGUACAACUUUAAUUUUUAUUUGCUGGAUAAAAUGUCCUGACUAGAAUUUACAUGGUAUCAAGCUGCCUUCUUGCUGGGUCUGCUCAAACCAGCACGGGCAUCCCCCAGCCAACAGGGUGGUUUUAGCCUUGGGCAGGACACAUCGUGCUUAUUCUUAGCCUCGUUUCUAAGAAGUGCUUUAUAAGGAGGAGCCCGUAUUGGUUGAUGCCAUGAAAAAUUAAUGACUUAGCAGGUGAGCUGCGGUCCUCCCGCAGAGCUGCUCCCAGCUCCCCAGCAGCCAGCAUGGGGCAGGAUGAGCCCGGUGGUGCUUUGCUUAGCAUUAACGCCAAGCCCAAGUCGUACCUGAAGCCAGCUGAAAAAUAUGACGAAGAGAAAAGAGGUGUCACUGUGCUCGGGACCCCCGUGCCAUGAUCACAACCCGCCGAACCUGGGAUCUGGGAUCCAUGCCCCCCGCCAGAGCCGCCUGGAAGACAAAGGACCUUCCCCCGGACGGCUGCAGGCAGGACUCGCUCGUCACCGGGAGCGGAUCAGACGCCUCUCCCCAGGUUCCUCUGCUGCCUGCGCUGGUUCACCAUAAAAUCCUCAGCGUGAGCUGCCCGAACGCUGCAAACCCCCGUGGGCUCUGCCUGGCUCUCCAGGCUCUGCGGGAGGCAGUGGGCGAGCGGCGGGAGGAGAGGCGGCACCGGGCCCCGGCGCCGGGCGCCGAGGAGCUGCCAGCGUCCCCCCGCGAGCCGGCGGCUGCCGCCGUGCUGGUGCCGGCAGCCUCCACCAUGAACCUGGAGAAAGCAGGAGGGAGGCUCUGCGGUGGGAAACGUGCCGGCCUGCCGGCGGCACGGCCCUUCCCGGUGAUCCAGAAGGUGAUGGCCUCCAUGGCACAUCUGCAGGAGGAGAAGCUGCGGCUGCAGGAGGAGCUGCUGGGGCUGCAGGAGAAGCUCGCUGCCCGGGAGAACGACGAGCUCUCCCGCUCUCUCCAGCUGCAAGGCCAGGUUGAAACUCUGAAGGCGAAGCUCCUGGAGCAGGCGCAGGAGAUCAGCCGGCUGCGCUCGGAGCUGGGGGGCACGGAUGCGGAGAAGCACCGGGACCUGCUGGCAGCGGAGAACGAGCGCUUGCGGCAGGAGAUGAAGGUGUGCGAGGGGGAGCUGCGGGAGCUGCGGGAGCUGCGGCGGCAGCAGCAGCAGCAGCAGCAGCAGCAGCAGCAGCAGCAGCAGCAGGCGCCGUGCCGGGACUGCACCCACCUCCAGGAGAACGCUGGGCUGCAGGAGCAGCUGUCCCAGCUGCAGCAGGAGGCGGAGGAGGCACGGGCCAAGCUGGCAGAGCUGGAGCUGGAGGUGCAGCAGAAAACGAACCGCUUGGCCGAGGUGGAGCUGCGGCUCAAGGACUCCCUGGCCGAGAGAGCCGAGGAGGAGGAGCGGCUCAGCCGGCGGCUGCGGGAUAGCCAGGAGACCAUCGCCAGCCUCAAGUCCCAGCCCCAGCAGAUAAAGUACAUCAUCAAGACGGUGGAGGUAGAGUCAGCCAAGGCAAAGCAAGCCCUGUGUGAGAGCCAGUCCCGGAACCAGUAUCUGCAGGAGCAGGUGGGGAUGCAGAGGCAGGUGCUGAAGGAGAUGGAGCAGCAGCUGCAGAGCUCCCAAAAGACGGCGGCUCAGCUCCGAGCUCAGAUCAUGAUGUACGAGGCCGAGCUGGAGCGAGCUCACGGGCAGAUGCUGGAGGAGAUGCAGGCCAUGGAGGAGGAGAAGAACCGCGCCAUCGAAGAGGCGUUUUCCCGUGCCCAAGUGGAGAUGAAGGCGGUGCAUGAAAACCUGGCGGGUGUCCGGACCAACCUGCUGACGCUGCAGCCGGCGCUGCGCACCCUCACCCACGACUACAAUAACCUGAAGCGUCAGGUCCGCGACUUCCCCUUGCUCCUCCAGGAGACACUGCAGAGCGCCAGGGCUGAGAUCGGCCAGGCCAUUGAGGAGGUGCACAGCACCAACCGGGAGCUGCUGCGCAAGUACCGGCGGGAGCUGCAGCUCCGCAAGAAGUGUCACAACGAGCUGGUGCGGCUGAAAGGAAACAUCCGUGUUUUCGGGCGUGUCCGCCCCAUCACGAAGGAGGAUGGUGAGGGCCCAGAGGUGGCCAACGCGGUGACCUUUGAUGCCGAUGAUGACGCUGUCUUGCACCUCCUGCACAAGGGGAAGCAGGUGUCUUUCGAGCUGGAUAAGGUCUUCCCCCCGCAGGCAUCCCAGGAGGAGGUGUUUCAGGAGGUUCAAGCCCUGGUCACCUCAUGCAUUGAUGGCUACAACGUCUGCAUCUUCGCCUAUGGGCAGACAGGGGCAGGAAAAACCUACACGAUGGAGGGAACAGCAGCAAACCCUGGGAUCAACCAGCGGGCCCUGCAGCUCCUCUUCUCCGAGGUGCGGGGCAAGGCGGCUGACUGGGACUACACCAUCAGCGUCAGUGCUGCCGAGAUUUACAACGAGGCACUCAGGGAUUUGCUGGGGAAGGAGCCGCUGGAAAAGCUGGAGAUCAAGCUGUGCCCCGACGGCAGCGGGCAGCUCUAUGUUCCCGGGCUGACUGAGUUCAGGGUGCAGAGCGUGGAGGACAUCAACAAGGUCUUUGAGUUCGGCCACGUCAACCGGGCGACGGAGUGCACCAAUCUGAACGAGCACAGCUCCCGCUCCCACGCCCUCCUCAUCAUCACCGUCCGCGGCCUUGACCGCAGCACGGGGCUCCGCACCACAGGCAAGCUGAACCUGGUGGACCUGGCGGGAUCGGAGCGGGUAGGGCGGUCGGGCGCGGAGGGCAGCCGGCUCCGCGAGGCGCAGCACAUCAACAAGUCCCUCUCGGCGCUGGGCGACGUCAUUUACGCCCUGCGCUCCCGGCAGGGCCACGUGCCCUUCCGCAACUCCAAGCUGACCUACCUGCUGCAGGACUCGCUCAGCGGCGACAGCAAGACCCUCAUGAUGGUGCAGGUCUCGCCCGCCGAGAGAAACACCAGCGAGACGCUGUGCUCCCUGAAGUUUGCUGAGAGGGUUCGCUCCGUGGAGCUGGGUCCUGUCUCCCGCAAGGCUGAGCUGGCCUCCUGGCCCAGCCAGGAGCAGCUGGAGGGUGACUCACCGGGGACCGCAGCACCCUCCGGUCGGGGCCACGCAUCCCCCAGCCCGGGGCAGCUCUCCGGCCGCGCCGCCUCCAUCCGCAGGAAGGUCCAUACCUCAGGGAAGCUGAGGCCAGUCCCCAUGUGACAAGUGCCAGCCUCAGCACCAGAGCCACCGCAGGACCCGGCCCCUCGGGGUGCUGCGAGAGCCCACCAGGACCCACAACCAGCGGGGCGAUGGCACCAUUCACCGUGAGCAGCGUGGGACUGGGGUCCCCAGCAGCCAGACCCCGAUCUCAGAGUGGGAGACAACGGUGCUGGGCAGGAAUCUGCCCCCCCCUCAGACGCUCUGUGACUUUUUAUUUUUUGCUAGAUGGAUAUUUUAGCCAGAAGGGGGAAGCUGCUGGGUGCUCCCUCCAUCUCUCCAGCUUUGUUUUUAUAACAAUAGAGGUAUCUGGCUGGAGGGCGUGCUUGGAGCCAGGAGAGCCCCCGAACACGUCUCUGCUCCCCUCCACGUGUCCAGCCUGGCCACAAGCCCCCCCAAGACUGCAUCCAGGUAGCUGCCCGCUGUCUUUCAGAGCAGCACUUCCUCCAUUUGAAGCCAGGAAAAAUCCCAGCAGCUGCUUUCCCUGUAGGUUUCUCAAGCCCUGUUGUUGCAUGAAGGCACCCCAGUGCCCUGCAUGAGCCGAGCUGCCGUUCGUCGUGGUGCCAGUGCUGGCAGGGCCCCACGCCAGCUGCCCCGGCACAGGGGAGAGCAGGCACGGGGCUGCCUGUGUUACACGGCACCAGCGUGGAUUUAGCAGUCUCACAUGAAGCUAUUGUAAAGUUAUUUACCAGUUGUCUUGUCAAGAGAGAUCACAGUGUGGUCGAGAUGAAAGUGUUUGAAAUAUUUAUACCCUGUUUACAUGGUCUUGGAGUGGAAAACAAGUGGAAAACAAACAAGCCAGACCAACCUUCCAGCCCAAAAGCCUGUUGGCUUAUGUGUCAGAACAGCAGCUGGGGGGUGGGGUGGGGGUGGGAGGAGACAGCACUGGCCCCUGCACCUCUGAGCACCCACCUGUGGGUAUGCUUCCUCCUGCUGCAAAUAACCGACUGGAUGCACUGAUGGCUCCUUCCCACUGCGGCCCUCUCCUCUCAUUCUUCCAUGGCACAUUCUAUUAAAAAAAAAAAAAAAGGGAAAAAUAAAUUUAGCCUUUUGUAAGAUUAGAUGUUUCUAUGUAUUUUAAUAAUUAAAAAAAAAAAAUUGAAAUCCUGUUUUGUAACAAAACUUAUUUUAAAUAAACUGUUAAAGCCAG
Tyto alba (common barn owl) is the source of this 6912-nucleotide messenger RNA. RefSeq names its product kinesin family member C3 (gene KIFC3). Lineage: Eukaryota; Metazoa; Chordata; Aves; Strigiformes; Tytonidae. Gene Ontology annotation, molecular function: ATP binding; microtubule binding; microtubule motor activity. The record is from RefSeq and is a predicted model, not a curated record. Bases 2955 to 5765 code for a protein of 936 amino acids. The transcript has 21 exons. Gene Ontology annotation, biological process: microtubule-based movement.